Messenger RNA from Trichoplax adhaerens, 1125 nucleotides. RefSeq lists its product as uncharacterized. Gene Ontology annotation, molecular function: amino acid transmembrane transporter activity. Gene Ontology annotation, biological process: transmembrane transport; amino acid transport. The record is from RefSeq and is a predicted model, not a curated record. NCBI's taxonomy places the organism in Eukaryota, Metazoa, Placozoa, Uniplacotomia, Trichoplacea, Trichoplacidae. The transcript has 2 exons. Gene Ontology annotation, cellular component: plasma membrane. The annotation marks the transcript as partial.
UCAGAACUUAAGCAAUCUCUUACUACCGCUGAUUUAAUUUCACUUGGUGUUGGAAGUGUGUUGGGAACUGGUGUAUUUGUCGUAGCAGCUGGUGUGGCUAAAAAUACUGCAGGACCUGCAGUUACAAUUUCUUUUGCUAUUGCUGCCUUUGCAUCUAUCCUUUCCGGUCUCUGUUAUGCAGAAUUUGGUGCUCGUGUGCCUAAAACAACAGGUUCUUCCUAUGUAUACAGUUACGUUACAGUUGGUGAGGCUGUUGCUUUCACCAUUGGUUGGAAUCUGAUCUUGGAAUAUGUCAUUGGGACCGCCGCUUGUUCUCGUGCUUUAAGUUCUUACAUUGAUACAUUGUUUCACAAUGCUAUACGUAUGUUCUUUUUGCGCUAUGUGGGCGAGAUGGACGCACCCGGUCUGGCUAAAUAUCCAGAUUUUAUUGCUUUACUGAUCACCAUCUUCUUUAGCGGUGUCAUCUCUUGUGGUGUUAGCCAAUCUGCCCUUUUGAAUAACAUUUUGAACUCGUGUACCUUGUUGACUGUUGUCUUCAGUUUGGGUGUUGGUGCUUUCUAUUUUGAACCGCAAUUGUGGACCGGUGAAAAAGCCUUCUUCCCUUACGGUACUCAUGGUGUAACUACAGGUGCAGCAAGUUGUUUCUAUGCCUAUAUCGGUUUCGAUAUUAUUGCUACUACCGGUGAGGAAGCUAAAAAUCCAAGGAAAUCCAUUCCCAUUGCCAUUGUUACCUCUUUAAUCAUCCUCUUCUUGUGCUACUUCACUGUUUCCAUGGUCAUGACCUUGAUGGUUCCAUACUAUGAUUUAUCCAAAGCAGCUUCCUUGCAACAGGUAUUUGUUGAUCGUGGUGUACCAGGUGUUAAAUAUUUCAUCAUCAUUGGUGCCAUCGCUGGUCUAACUGCUAGCUUGAUGGGUUCCCUUUUCCCAAUGCCACGUAUCAUCUACGCUAUGGCUAUAGAUUGUCUUAUCUUUAAGGUAUUUGCUAAAGUCUACAAGCGUACCCAAAUGCCUGUUCUUGCUACCAUGAGUGCAGGCUUCCUAACUGGUAUCUUAGCUUGUAUAUUUACUGAAGAGGAUUUAAUUCAAAUGAUGUCUAUUGGUACCUUGUUGGCUUAUACUUUAGUA